Messenger RNA from Xenopus tropicalis (tropical clawed frog), 2241 nucleotides. RefSeq names its product LUC7-like 2 pre-mRNA splicing factor (gene luc7l2). Lineage: Eukaryota; Metazoa; Chordata; Amphibia; Anura; Pipidae. Gene Ontology annotation, cellular component: U1 snRNP. Gene Ontology annotation, molecular function: mRNA binding. The record is from RefSeq and is marked validated. Gene Ontology annotation, biological process: mRNA splice site recognition.
CAUCUGCGAAACGUAUGGUGUAACGCUCACGCAAGCGAGAGCAGAACGCUGAAGCUGUUGUCCUGUCUGUCGCCGGCCGCUGUGUGAGGAGCGAGUCGGCUGCUAUUUUUUAUUUUCUUCUUCCCUUCGUCGAAGCACCGUGCCGUUGUGUGAAUCGUUUACGUCGCCAAGGCAGUUCCUACACGUCUAGAACUCCCCCCCCCCUCCCUUAUCAAAAUGUCGGCGCAGGCCCAAAUGCGCGCCUUGCUCGACCAGCUCAUGGGGACCUCUAGGGAUGCUUUGUUACAGGGGAAGAAAAUGUAUUUGAGUUUAUCCUGGAUGCAGAACAUCUGGUAGUGCAAAGCAUAAAGAAGCAACAUAGGUUCAAUGUAUCUAUGCCUGCCUACUUCAAUCCUCAAGGGAGUAUCAGAAAGGCCCCGCAUUCGCCGAGCCGUGAUUCUACGCGGCAGCGAAUCAAGUUCAAUGACGAAAGAGUAUGCAAAAGCCACCUGCUCAACUGCUGUCCUCAUGACAUCCUCUCAGGAACGAGGAUGGAUCUGGGAGAAUGUCUUAAAGUUCACGAUCUGGCCUUAAGAGCGGAUUAUGAAAUUGCAUCCAAGCAGCAGGACUUUUUCUUUGAGCUUGAUGCUAUGGAUCAUUUACAGUCAUUCAUUGCAGAUUGUGACAGAAGGACAGAGAUUGCCAAGAAGAGACUGGCAGAUACGCAAGAGGAAAUAAGUGCAGAAGUUGCUGCUAAGGCAGAGCGAGUGCACGAACUCAAUGAAGAAAUUGGGAAACUUCUGGCCAAAGCUGAGCAACUGGGAGCUGAAGGAAAUGUGGAAGAGUCACAAAAAGUCAUGGAUGAAGUUGAAAAGACCAGAGUCAGGAAAAGAGAAGCUGAGGAAAUCUACCGUAAUUCCAUGCCUGCAUCCAGUUUUCAACAGCAAAAGCUACGUGUCUGUGAAGUCUGCUCUGCCUACUUGGGUCUUCAUGACAAUGACAGAAGAUUGGCUGAUCACUUUGGUGGAAAGUUGCAUUUGGGAUUCAUUGAAAUACGUGAGAAAUUAGAUGAGUUGAAGAGAUUAGUAGCAGAGAAACAGGAGAAGAGGAACCAAGAUAGACUGAAACGUAGAGAGGAGAGGGACAGGGAGGAGAGGGAAAAGCUCAAAAGAAGAUCUAGAUCCAGAGAAAGGCGCAGACACCGCUCUCGUUCCUCAUCUAGGGACCGCAAAAGAAGAACUCGGUCUAAAUCCCGUGAAAGGCGUCACCGGCACCGUUCUAGAUCAGGUAGUCGCAGCAGAAGCCACAGCCAUCACCACAGCCGUGAUAGGAGCAGAGAUCGUAGCUCCAGGACAAAGUAAGCCAGCACUUUUUGUGCCUGCUUGUUGAAUGGAAGCCUGUGAAUCAUACGUCUUAAAAGGAUACUUUUAUGGUAUAUAAAAUUGUGGCCUAGAAGCUGAAUUUACCAUCUGCUUUUCAUUGAAGCAGUUCAGUGAUCUAAAUCUAAUGCUAGGUCCAGAUAAUAAACAAUUUAAUCCAAUUAAAGUUGAACUUAAUCACAACAGUUGUCUCUUAUGGUGGCAGCCAAACAAUUUAUUAGCUUAAUGCUUUUUUUCCCCUUGUUAGAUACAAAUUAAAAUUGUGUAGUCCAGGUGCAUGAGCUGCUGAAGUUACUUCUGUGCCUUGCAGUAUCUUCACUUCCUUCUGUGGAAUUGGAUGGGAGAACAUUAGCUACUGCGUUCUAAUUCAGCUCUGAGUUUCUUUAAACUGAGAACCAACUGAAUAUAAAGUGGCUGUUUUACCGAGAUUGCAGGUCUGCUUUGUAUGCUUACCAUGCUUUUGCUUCAUACCAUGACAGCUUUACUUUUGAUUCUUUAGAUCGACAUUCAUUACUAUCAGUUGCUGGAACUUUUUAAUAAGUUGCAAAGUAAUACGGUAAGGUAGCAGUUAGCAUAAUGGCUCUGUCAGCCAAAGUAGUAUUUCGGAAAAAAGGAUGGAUAAGUAAUUGGAUAAACAAAAUCCAGGGAUUGAUAUUUCUACUUUGUAUUUAGCUUAUUAAUGGGGGAAAUUGAGCAGUGGUCUAGUCUGGUUAUAAUAUAUCUGUAUGAAUAUUGAGAACUUUUCAUUUGUUUUGUUAAGCAAAAUCACAACUACAUUAACGACAAAUGUUGUUUUGUUUUUGAAUUGUGCCAUUUUUCCAAAAUUCUCUGUAAAGGCUCUUAUGAAAAUAAAGACAUUUUGUGUGUGUGUCGUGUGUACCUA